AGAUUCUCGUGCGUUUACGUCUUACUGUGAAAGUUUCUGUAGUUUUACUGUAGUUUUAAGUGUAAAUUUCCCGAGAGUUUAGAAUGGAUUUUUGGGCAACAGAUGAUUCUUCGAGUUGGCAGGAAGAACCUUGGUCUCAAAAGCUACAUAAAACACUAUUCACUUAUCAUGAAAAGCAAACAAUGAAGAAGGUCAAGAAAGCGGACUUGGAAACUCAAUCCAUAAAAGUGAAGAGAAGACAACAUACAGAGGAAGAUAGAGAUGAUGAACAAGAAGGAGUUUCAAAGAAAAAGAAAAAGAAAGGAAAUGUGAGGUUCGGACCUGAAAAUGGAGAUGAUGAUGGUGGUGUGCAGAAUCUUGGGGGCACUGAGAGGACAGAACAACUCCAACCUAAUAAGUCAAAGACAGCUUUGAAACAUACUAAGCCUGUUAAACAAAAAAGUGAUAUUCCCUCUACAGAAGUAAACAAAAUUGAUAAUGCUUCACCACAUUCAGAAGAGGUGAAAGCAAAGAAGAGAAAGAGAAAACCUAGAAAUAAUAAAUUCAAAGAUCAAACCUUGUCUACAGAAGCUAUGAAGAGUACAGCAUCAGUAGAUACCGUUGAGAGUCAAAACACUGAAGUAAUAGGAAGCUGUUUGGAGUCAUCUGAUCCAAAGCUGUCAGGGAAAGAAAGAAGAAAGUUGAGGAGGAAGCUGGCAAAGCAACAGUUGAGAGCUGCGAAGCAAGAACAAGCAAAGAUAACCAAGAAGAAAAUCAGUGAUGAUUCUAAAAAGAAUAAGGUCAAGAAGUCAAUGGAGCAACCUUGUGAAGAGGACAGUGAGCCCAAAGGUAAAGAUGAAGAUGAUGUACCUGUUAUCAGGUCUAAUGGGGAUGUAUCUUCCAACCUCAUCCUAGCCAACACCAGGAGAAAGACACAGAUGAAACCUGAUGUUAGUCUCAAGUCCCAGAUGGAAUCACAGCUCAAGUCUUCCCAGUUCCGCUUCUUGAAUGAACAAUUGUAUAAAGUGACUGGGGACAAGGCCAAAGAGAUGUUUGCUUCUGAUUCAACGGCUUUCUUGACCUACCAUGAAGGGUUCACCCAGCAGGUUACACAGUGGCCUUCAAACCCAGUUGACAUCAUCAUUGAUGCCUUGAAGAAGAGACCAGCUUCCUUGGUGAUUGGAGAUUUUGGAUGUGGGGAUGCAAAGAUAGCUCGCUCAGUGAAGCAGAAAGUUCAUUCCUUUGACCUGUAUCCUAUCAAUCAACAUGUGACUGUAUGUGAUACAAAGAAGGUGCCAUUGAAGGAUUGUGUCCUAGACAUUGCAGUGUUUUGUCUUUCAUUGAUGGGCACUAAUUGGAUGGAUUACGUGAACGAAGCCAAUAGAGUACUCAAAACAGGGGGUCUUUUGAAAGUUGCUGAGGUUGCUAGUCGUUUCACCUCUCCUGCCUCCUUCCUAUCUGUCAUGAAAUCUUUAGGGUUUCAACUCAAGACCAAGGAUGUAUCCAACAAGAUGUUCUAUCUGUUUGACUUCAAGAAAAAGCAAGUAGUGACCAGCAUACCUGCUGUGAAAGGACCUAUCCUAAAACCAUGCCUGUACAAAAAGAGAUAGCAUCUUCCGUCUAGAUUAUCUGUAUUGGACAGAUAGAUUAACAUAAGUUAUCUAAAGAGUCCAACAAGAUGUAUCUCAAGAAGAUGCAAGUAGUGUCAUCUGUGCCUGCUGUAGAACAAUUCAUCUUGUAGCCGUGAUUGCACGAGAGGAGAUGACAGAACUGUCCUUGUACAAGCCAAUAAACAGCAAUCUACCGGGGAAGAAGCCAGAUCACGGAACUGAUCUUUUUCUAGAUUAUACAUAAGGACCAGGGCCUUGUUUCAUUAAAGUUGAUAACAAUAGUAUGUUACAUUGGCUGUUGCAAGCUCCUGUAUUCAGGACAUUCUAUUGGCUGAGAGCCAAUUUUAUGGGCAACAAUUUUCAUGAAAUAGGUCCCCCAAUCUUUGAAGCCCACCACAUACCAUGCAGUCUUAUUAUGUCUUGGGUUAACAGUAAUUACAAUCAGAUUCAGUUUAAAAAUUGAACUAUUUCGUCUCUAAAUUCAGAUUAUAAUUUGCAUACUGAAAAUAGUAAUACUAAUGCGCGCAUUGAAGUUUUGAGUUUGAAUGAAAACUUAAUCUUCAAGAGAUCAUUUAGAAUCACACAAUUCUUCACACAUCACAAUAAAUCUGAGCUGAUAUGAACACUUUUCCAAAUGUAAGGGUGUAACAAAAGCUGGAGAAAAAUUAGAAAAAAUGUUCAGAACCUUGAUUUAUCAAUUUAUUUGCUUUAAUGUUCUGUAAUGUAAUGCUAUUGCAUAUUUCUUUCAAAAAGCAGAUUAUUGUAUGCUGUGACAGUAGCAUUCAGUAUGGUUGAAAAAUCUCUCCAUGUUGCAUGCCAGCCAUUUAAUGUAUGAUGCUGUUGUUUUGCAGCAGCAUGGUGCCAAAGAACAGUAAAAAAAAAAAUUCUCUCUGAAUAUAUUUUUUUUCUUAGAAAUAACACAUUGUCCAUCCUCAUCUCUGGAAGUAAUGCAAGUAAAUUAGAAAAGGUCAUUGCGUGGCUUGGCAGAAGGGCAUUAGGAUUUACAUCAAUAAAAUACAUCAAUUCCUAGUCCAAUGCAGCUGGCAUAAGAAUUUUAACUGUCACACGAACCUUACAUUUGGUGUAGUGCGCUAUUUAGCCUCCAUCCUUAUACCAGCCACAUAAGAAUUGAAAAGUUUGUACAUACACCGCCUACCGCCCCUCUACCAGGCAGGCGAUGAAAUACUUUUUCAUUCCAUGAGCAUUGUGUGAUGAAUAUAUUGCCC
This is a messenger RNA of Lytechinus pictus (painted urchin), 2815 nucleotides long. RefSeq lists its product as uncharacterized. The transcript is spliced from 7 exons. Bases 84 to 1589 code for a protein of 501 amino acids. Lineage: Eukaryota; Metazoa; Echinodermata; Echinoidea; Temnopleuroida; Toxopneustidae. Gene Ontology annotation, cellular component: chromatin silencing complex; rDNA heterochromatin; nucleolus. Gene Ontology annotation, molecular function: methyltransferase activity. The record is from RefSeq and is a predicted model, not a curated record. Gene Ontology annotation, biological process: cellular response to glucose starvation; rDNA heterochromatin formation; regulation of transcription by glucose.